Dioscorea cayenensis subsp. rotundata (Guinea yam) is the source of this 1557-nucleotide messenger RNA. RefSeq lists its product as uncharacterized. Gene Ontology annotation, biological process: regulation of DNA-templated transcription. The record is from RefSeq and is a predicted model, not a curated record. Lineage: Eukaryota; Viridiplantae; Streptophyta; Magnoliopsida; Dioscoreales; Dioscoreaceae. Gene Ontology annotation, molecular function: DNA-binding transcription factor activity.
AUGGCGAAUGCAAAAGGAACGCCAAACUUUAGGAACCCUGGGAGCUCUGGAAAGCAGUCGUUUCUACCUCCGAAGAGCCCCUAUCCAACGAUACCCCCAUCUUAUGCUGAUUAUGGAGCUAGUAGCCACAGUGUAGGUUCUAAGGGCAUGCUGAAACCAAGAGAGGGGCAUAGACACCACCAACGGACUACCUCAGAGAGCUUCCUUAUCGAUGAGCAGCCGUCCUGGCUUGAUGAUCUUCUUAAUGAGCCAGACACACCUGUGAAGAGAGGAGGUCACCGGCGCUCAUCUAGUGACUCUUUUGCAUACUUGGAUGUGGGGAGUGCUUAUUCACAUGUAGAUACUUUAGCUCCUGAGGUUUAUAAUAAGCACAGGCCACUAACUUCAGCGCCUUCUUGGGGAUCUGAGGAUUUUGAUAGCAUGAACGACAUGCAGCAUGGUUUGUAUUACCCGGAGGCAAGUUCAUUCUUGAGCUCUCAGAAUAGAGUAUGGGAUUCUGUGUUGAAUACCGUGAACCACCCGACCAACCAUCCAUCACCGAGGGACAGGAGUUUACAUCAGGGACCAUCAUGUGCUGUUAAAGAACCUGAUACACUGACACAGAAUGCAAGUGAUAAGCAGAGCCAGGUUGAUUCUUCUUCCGAGGUGAAAUGUUCAUUAGAUAGGAAAGAAGUCUCCCAAGCUAAAAAUUUACAAGCGGAGGUGGAUCCUAAGAGAGUGAAACAGCAAUUCGCUCAGCGAUCUCGGGUCCGGAAGCUCCAGUACAUUGCUGAACUGGAGAGACAUGUUCAAGCAUUGCAGGCAGAAAGAUCAGAAGUUUCAGCUGAACUGGAUUUUCUGGAUCAGCAGAACCUUAUAUUGAACUUAGAGAAUAAAACCUUGAAGCAAAGGUUGGACAGUCUGCAACAGGAACAGCUCAUAAAAUGCUUCCAGCAUGAGAUGUUAGAGCGAGAGGUUGCUCGUUUGCGAUCAUUGUACCUUCAGCAGCAACAACCACAACAGCCACCUUUGACUCAUGUUCGCAAUAACAGCAGAGACCUUGACUCCCAAUUCGCCAAUCUUUCUUUGAAACACAAGGAAGCAAAUUCCAGUAGAGAUUCAUCCACCGGUCCGCUCCGUAUUUAAGACAUAACUUUAUGUUGCUCCUCAGCAAUUCUUACAAUUCUCACUGCAAGCAGUAAGCUGGGUCCCUUCAAAAAUCAUGCCCAAGGUUAUGGAAGGUGAAUAAUAUUAGAACCUGGCCUUAUUCCUUUUCACUUGUUAUGCUAUGUGCACCUGGCAGUCGAUCAUCGCCAGCUUAACGUCGUCAUUUGAUGAUCAACUCGUCUGGGGUGUUAGGUUUUUUUUUUCUUCUUUAUUGUGUUGUAGCUUGAUGGUUACUUAUUUCACCCUCUAUUUACUUUGUAUUAUCAUGACUUUUCUCGCCUGCUCUCACUGGUAAACUCUUCAUACCAAGUCAUUUGAUAUAAAAGAUGUAUCAUUUUUAUGGCACAGUAGUUAUUGGGAUGCAAUGCAUUGCUAUGACAGUCAUUCAAGGAAAUUAUUUAUUUUUAUGUA